AUGCCUGAGAAUUGGACAGAAACAUACAGACCAAUUAAUACAGAUUCAUUCAUAGGUCCAGUAUAUCUUAAGAAUCUACUUAGAUCAAAUAGUGAUAUUCCACAUUUACUAUUGUAUGGCCCACCAGGAACAGGAAAGACAACAUUUGCCAAAUUGAUUUCUCAAAAAUAUGAAAGCACUUUGUUUCUAAAUGGAUCAGAUGAGAGAGGAAUUGAUGUGAUAAGAAAUGUUGUGAAAAAGCAAGCCCAAUACAUUGGUAAGAAGUUCAUAGUGUUGGAUGAAUGUGAAAAUUUAACAAGAGAUUCGCAAACUUGUUUGAGAAGAGUCUUAGAAGAUUACAACAGUACAACAUUCAUAUUCAUCACAAACUACAUCAGCAAAAUAAUAGAUCCGAUCAAAAGCAGAACUGUGAAGAUAAAAUUCAAUAAGGUGCCGUUUGAUGAAAUAUUAACUGGUAUCAAAAUUGAUUUGCCUGAGCAAGUUAUUAGAAGAGCAUAUGAUAAUACCAAUGGUGAUCUCAGGAAGAUGUUGAAUGUUCUUCAAGGAGUGAAAUAUGGAAGUGUUGUUAAUGUUAACGUGGCUGAUUUGAUAAGGUUGGUUGAUUACUUUUGUGCUUUUGAUUGUGAUGCUACAGAUGUUGAGAAUGAGAAUAUAUCAGCACUAGACUAUAUUAGACAGCUAAUUUAUAAAGUAGAAGAUGGAGAAUCAGCCAUCAAACUAGGAGAAUUAGAAAGACAAUGCUUGAAUGGUUGUUUAGAUGAAGCGAUUUAUGAGAGCAUUAGGAGAAAUAACAUCGGGUGA
This is a messenger RNA of Enterospora canceri, 801 nucleotides long. Lineage: Eukaryota; Fungi; Microsporidia; Enterocytozoonidae. The record is from the annotation of a GenBank genome assembly.